CUACACGGUGUUUGCUCAUAAACUUAAACCCGAUUAUUUUGUGAAGUUGUGAAGUCUAUUUCCACAUAAUCGGGAAUACAAAUCUGUUUAUUAUAUUUGGUAUUGUGUAAUAAACAUAUUAAGGAGAAUGGAAACCAGCAAGAAAGAUACAGGACCAUGGCAUUUAACGGCCACUGGUGAAAUUGGAGUGAGGAGAGACCCUAUGUUAUCGAAUGAAUUGUUACUGAGGCCUGACCUUGGCAAACGUCGAAUGAGGAGUUACACAGUGCCAUCCCACUGGAUAUACGGCUUGGAAUACCCACAGGGCUGCGGGACAGUAAGUCAAGCCCUACGAGGCUGGGAUUUACCAACCGAUUUUAUUAGCACCCCCUUGAAGCCUCAAACUGUGAGUGUACGUAAUUAUAUUGCUUUGAACAAGGACUGUGUUCAGCGAGGCAUCGUAACCGCCCCAGAACAACGUAGCUUCCGCCAGUUGUACGACAUACGAAAUACUAUCACAAAGGGCCAUGCCGGAAGGUUUGAGAAAAUGGAAUUUCCCAUUGAAACUACGUUUGGAAUGCCCGUCAGGCCAUCCACUCCUAUACAAGAAGUCAUUGGAAAUAAAUUUGGAACAAUGUGGGUGCAAGAGAAGAAAGACGAAUUUGCGCGACGGACGCAGAGAGAAGCUCAUAAACAGAAUCGUCAGAGUGCAGUAUAUAAAACAAGAGCGAAUAUGUUAGCUCAAUAUCAACAACCAACUAAAGAACCAGAAUUGUGGAAACUUCCACGCUUCACUAAAUGUGCACAACCUCACCUCGAAACCUUUCGAUCGGAAGCCAAGAAAAAUCAGGCAAUGGCUAAACAAGAAUUAGACAAAAUUCCUCGACUUGGAACGACACAGCAAGGAAUAUACACCGCUGCAUAUCAUUAAAAACUAUCGUCGCAUCAGAUUUUCUCACAGAGCCAAACGA
Molecule: messenger RNA, 950 nt
Organism: Octopus sinensis (East Asian common octopus)
Lineage: Eukaryota; Metazoa; Mollusca; Cephalopoda; Octopoda; Octopodidae
Product: cilia- and flagella-associated protein 77-like
Exons: 6
Coding region: 128-910 (260 amino acids)
Source: RefSeq, a predicted model, not a curated record